Messenger RNA from Carassius carassius (crucian carp), 592 nucleotides. Its product is annotated as histone H4. The transcript has a single exon. Gene Ontology annotation, molecular function: structural constituent of chromatin; DNA binding; protein heterodimerization activity. Gene Ontology annotation, biological process: nucleosome assembly. Gene Ontology annotation, cellular component: nucleosome. The record is from RefSeq and is a predicted model, not a curated record. Lineage: Eukaryota; Metazoa; Chordata; Actinopteri; Cypriniformes; Cyprinidae. Bases 148 to 459 code for a protein of 103 amino acids.
UUCCUGCUCGAACUAGAGGGGGAGGGGUGAGUCAUGUGACGCUCAGCUGGUUUCAGUUAGGUCCUGUAAACAACUGUAAAACGGCUCCCUGCAGCACUUGCUCUGUAUUUGUAUUCGUCGUUUGACUGGAACAGAGAUCAUCUCAUCAUGUCUGGAAGAGGCAAAGGCGGUAAAGGACUCGGGAAAGGAGGCGCUAAGCGUCACCGUAAAGUGCUGCGCGAUAACAUCCAGGGAAUCACCAAACCCGCCAUUCGUCGUCUAGCUCGCCGCGGUGGAGUCAAGCGCAUCUCCGGUCUGAUCUACGAGGAGACCCGCGGUGUGCUGAAGGUGUUCCUGGAGAACGUGAUCCGCGACGCCGUCACCUACACCGAGCACGCCAAGAGAAAGACCGUCACCGCCAUGGACGUUGUAUACGCGCUCAAACGACAGGGACGCACCUUGUACGGCUUCGGAGGAUAAACCGCUUCAGAUCAGAGAACAAACCCAACGGCUCUUUUAAGAGCCACCCACACUCUCACUUAAAGAGCUCGCGCUGCUGUUGUGUGCUGAACAUGAGAACUACGUUUACACAGUCGUUACAAAUAAUACAUUU